AUCUCGGGCCAGGAGCAGCUACGCCGAUGCACAGGUCAAGCUCAGUUGACUACAACAUCCUCAUCCAAGGCGAGCUGACGCUUGUCUUGGAGGACGGAGCGGAGACGCAUCUCAAGAACCCCGGAGACGUCGUCAUUCAGAAGGGCACGAAUCAUCUCUGGCGCAACCCGAGCAGUGGCUGGGCUCGAUGGGUGACCGUGAUUAUCGAUGCAGAACCUGCGAUUGUCAACGGAGAGCCUCUGGCGGAUGUGUUGCCCCUAUAAGCGAGGUCAUGCGCGAGCUGUCCGAACGGGCCGGAUAUCUCUACGGUCCUGCACAGGAAAUGUACACUUCAUU
Messenger RNA from Gloeophyllum trabeum ATCC 11539, 336 nucleotides. RefSeq lists its product as uncharacterized. Lineage: Eukaryota; Fungi; Basidiomycota; Agaricomycetes; Gloeophyllales; Gloeophyllaceae. The transcript is spliced from 3 exons. The record is from RefSeq and is a predicted model, not a curated record. Bases 27 to 263 code for a protein of 78 amino acids.